Molecule: messenger RNA, 5204 nt
Organism: Cydia pomonella (codling moth)
Lineage: Eukaryota; Metazoa; Arthropoda; Insecta; Lepidoptera; Tortricidae
Product: zinc finger protein 41-like
Exons: 9
Coding region: 399-1805 (468 amino acids)
Biological process (GO): regulation of transcription by RNA polymerase II
Cellular component (GO): chromosome; nucleus
Molecular function (GO): chromatin insulator sequence binding; zinc ion binding
Source: RefSeq, a predicted model, not a curated record
UUUUUGUUUUUUUGUUUAUUUUGUUACCCUGGUGUGGUGUCAAAGAAGAUGCUGGUAGACCUCAACAACAUUGUAAAAUUAGAGUCAGACCAAGCUAAGUUGACAACGGUUUUGAUAGCCCAGCCUGUGCAAGUGUUAAGUAUAUGUCAUAAUUUCAUAAGUUUUAUGUUUAAAAUAACACUUGCACUGUCAAGGCUGUCAAAAUAGCUGUCAACCUUCAUUUAAACAAACAAAGCAUUUCAUCCAACCUCGACAUUGGCAGAAUCAUCAACACCUUGAUGGAGCCAUAACACGAAAAAUUGAUUGAUUGAUUGAACCUCGACAUUGGCAGAAUCUUCAACACCUUGAUGGAGCCAUAACACGAAAAAUUUAUUGACUAUCAUUAAAUUUUUUUACAAAUGCUUAAAGACAAGGAGCCUACUACUGAAGAUCUAUUGUGCAGCUGCCAUUUUAUUAAUGGUGAUAAAGCAAAUUUGCCAACUGUAUUUGCACAUAGUAAUACAAGCAUUGAAGACUUUGCAUCAUCGGAAACUGUUGUUGACAAGGCAACAUCAACUGAUUUAACGGAUCAGCAAAAAACAAAAACAGGUGAGUGGGAGUGCAGGGCUUGUCUUGAGAAAGUUGGUCCCACCAUAAGCCUAGUUAAUCUUUUUGAUCCUUGGGCAUCACCGUGGGAAGGAAUGGAAAGUACUGUAGCCGAAGACCUUGCUAAAGUUGGACAUAUCAAGCUAUCAUCAACAGAUCAACAUUCAAAGUUUAUCUGCAGCACUUGUUACACAAAACUGCAGAAUGCGUGUACUUUCGCUGCAGUUGUACAAAAAAGUGAUAGAAUUCUUAGACAGCGGUACCCUCAAGCAGAUUUAGAUCCGGGUGAUGCCACCGUGUGGCCCAAACCUAUUCAACUAGAACAAAAUAUUAAUGAUACUGUUUUUGAAAAUCCCAUGGAUAUAGAAAUUAAACAAGAAGUUCUGUCUGAUGAUGACUAUGGUGAGAAUGGUAAUGGAUGUUCUGAUACACAAUACAAGGAGUUAGCAGAUGCAGAAAUAAAAAUAGAGCCUGAGGAAUGGAUAAAACCACAACCUAUUAAGAUCAAUGGUACAUUUUCAUACCAUGAGGGAACUGAGCAUUCUGCACAGCCAAAUGGAAAUGAAAUGCUGGAAGAGUUUUUAGAUGCACCAUUGAAAGAGGAACCCACUAGUGAGAUAGACUCUGACCCUGUACCUACUGACCUUCCUCUGGAGUGUAUGCUGUGUGCCAAGUCAUUCCACAGUGUAUCUGGGCUGAAGGCUCAUGUGAUAGCUCAACAUUCCUAUAAAUCAGUAAAAAGAAAGAUUGGGGGAAAACAGUCGCCACUAAAGAAGAAGGAUAAAUACGUGUGCUCAACAUGUAGACGAAAUUUUGUAACAUCGACAGAUCUGAUGGUUCAUGAGACAUGCCACAACAAAGCCAUAUGCUACGGGUGCAACCAGAAGUUUGACUCAUUCGAACAGCUAUCCAGGCAUCGUGUGCUCUGUAAAGUUAUCACUACACAACACCUACCAAAGCCCAAGACCCUGGAAGAUGUCAAACGGAUAAUAGCUGAGGAACACAAAUCCACUGAUGAUGAGGAUUUGCCGAAGGAACACCUCGAGUGUCACCUCUGCACAGAGAGGUUCAGCGAUUCAUACUACAUGAGAAUCCAUCAAGAGAUCCACCACAGCAGCGAGCAGCCCGAGCCGGCCGCGCCGCCGCCACCGUCGCCCGACGAUGGCGCGCGCGGCAUGGACCCCGCCACACUUGAAAGCAUCUUCAGCGAAGAUCAAUAAACUCAACAAAUGUAUAUCAAUUAUAAUAAGCAGUGGCCGGAAUUUUCGUGGCAGUUUUGAAUUGUCAUAGUGACUUCUCAUUUAUCGAUUUCCACAGUGGCGUGCACAGAGUUUUGAGACUAGGUGGACAAAGACAAAACAUAAACUAGUGACUCUGUGGGUUGUAGACCUCGCAAUUCAUAAGCUUAAUAAUCUAAAAACAAAUAAUACUUAUUUCGUGGAGUCAUUAUCACGGCGUACUCACAAUAGUCAUAAGGGCCAAAGACCCUAAUGGCACUUAAGGCCUUUAUGCCAGUUCCUAUCAUAUUCAACAUUUUCCAAAAAAACGAAACGACAGAUAAAUUCUAUAUAACUACUGAACCUGCUCACAGAAUUUCACGAGAAUCGGUUGAGAAUUGCGACCUGUAGAAGAGAACAUUCGGUCAUACGAAAGCAGUUUGCCCUACUAAGUCUACUAACUUACCAAAAAAUGUUUCAUGGUUUUAAUUGCGUUGUCAAGUCGGUAUGAUUUUUACUGAAAGAAAACUAGUUGGCACAUACACACACACACACACACGUACGCGCGCACGCACGUACGCACGCAUGUUUGUGUGCGUUACUUGUAUCAUUGUGUGCACGUAGUUAUAGGAAUAGAUCGCGAGCCAGGAAGUUUCCAUGACCAAUCGCCUCCCGGCUGAAAACUCGUGUAGUGGUUAACGGCUAGGUAUGAUUAACCCUCGUGGACGUCAGCUGCCGCUCCGUCGGUGGGUUGAGGAAUGGCAGCCACCGAAACACGUAAAACAACCAAAAAAAUUGUCAUCGCCUCCUGUUUGAUACUUUGUCAAAUGAUAGUUCAGAUGUUGUUGUUAAUUUAAAAAAUCAUCAGCCGGUUAUAUCGCGGUGGUAAGAACAUCAGCUGCUGCUGCUUGCUUGCUUGCUGGUUGCAUGUAAAAAUAAGCGCUAAACUUUAUGAUAGCAAUAACACAUAAUGAAACUUUGCAUGUAGCAUUUUAACAGGCAUAAACACCUGAAAAACCAUCAAGGGAUUACGCAAUUUACACAUUACGCAUACUUUGCCGCACAUAAAGUGGUAAAGCGCAUAUUUUUUACAUGUUCAUUUUACAGCUGACGGUCAUUCCACCGCGAUAGAACCAGCUGACGUUUUUUUAGUUUAAAACAGCAUCUAAACUAUCAGUCGGGAGGCGGUGACUGACGAAAUAUGUCCCUGGCUCGCGGUCUAGAAGGUGUACUACACUGAUUCGCGUAACUACGAUGCACACAUAUACAGGUUAAGUCAGGACUGCUUUCUGUCUUGACGUAUAAAGCACACAGCGGCGCUAGUACCGCGUGGUAAGAAUGUUGUCGAUAUUUUACAUUAGCGAUAACCAUUGACCGAUAGAUGGAGCGGUUUUAUGUUUUUAGAUUGUUUUGUUAACUUUAUGGGUUACUAAAAAAAAAGUACGACCAAGUAAAAGUGAAAAAAGGAUUGAUAUCGGAAUGGUAGGCAGUGUCUUUAUGAAGUGCACGCCCCUGGAUUUCCGAUAUAAAUAUAUCGAUACAUUAUAGCACACAAUAUAUUAAAAAGAUAAAAAGUAGAGGCAAACAACAGACAGCCUUAACGCUAAAAAGCGAUCUCUUCCAGGUAUAUUUUAAGUAGUAGAAAAUGUAAAACAGAGAUGUGCAAUAAAAAGUUAAUAGUUGAAAAUAUCACAUUCUAUCAGUUCAAUUCAGUGUUUUUAUGUCAUGUUCUAAGUCUGUUUUUGUGCUAAUAAGUGUUCUAUUAGUUUCUCUAUAAAAUAAAUGGAUAGUCAUAUUUUUUUCCAUACCAUUUGGUUUUAAAUUACUUCUUUUACAGUCGGCAUUUCUGUAUGUAGGAAAAUAAUGCUCUACGUUGGCUUAUAAUAUCGAUAUAAUUUAGGUGAAGUCGAUAAAUGAGAAGACACUAUGACCACAAAAUACAAAAUAAUAAAAAUAACGGCCCUCGCAGUAAUCAAGGUCAGGUUUCGGUAUUAUAAAAUACACGAUAGAUGACUGUUUGUGCGGUGAAUGGGUGUCCCAAUCUAUCAUUAAAUAAAAACAAAUCGCCUGAUAUUACAUUUCACGCGUAAGUAUCGAUAGCACAAUCGGAUUAGGACCAACCUCGAAAUCUCUGGAACAGUCAUGAAAUUUGGUAUGUAUAUAAAUUAAAGUCCCCUUUUCCAUGCCCACACCUUUUGACAUUCGGGCACCUCGAGGAAUGCUGCACAGCCAUCUUGGAAAAUGAGUACCAUCCAGGAGAAAUUAGCGUUUUACUCUAAAUCUACAUUCUUUAUGAAAAUAUUGUGUAAGGCAACAUUAAAGCUUAUUAAAUUCUACACAGAAGUACACGUCUUUUUUAUUUUUUCUAUUUUUCUCAGGAUCUAUGAGUUUUAUGGGAAUAUUGUGUAUGGCGAAAUGGAAGCUUAUUAAAUUCCACAGAAAAAUGACAUGUGAUAUUAUGUCCUAAAACGAAGCCUUCUUCUACAAAUUCAAAAGUUUAUUAGAUUUCUUUUUUUUUUUGUUGGGUAGAUAGUGUACACACAAAAGUGGAAUUCAUAUCCCUCCGAGUUUCCUAUUAAAUGAAUGUCCCCUGGAAGUGUGUAAGCGUGAAGGGCGUACUCCCAUCUUAAAGGCCGGUAACGCACUUACAACCCCUCCGGUGUUGCAGGUGUCCAUGGGUGGCGGUAAUCGCUUACCAUCAGGUGAUCCGUCUGCUCGUUUGCCUCAUGUAUCAUAAAAACAGCGCUAAAUCUAGAUUUAGAUUAUUCUAUAACAAGAUGUAUUUUUUUCGCAAAGGUAUCCCGGACUUUUUUGUGUAGAAUGUAAUAAACUUUAAUGUUGUUUUACACCAAUUUUGCGAUUUUCUCCGGGAUAGUACAAAUUUUCCAAGAUUGCUGCGAUUCCUCGAGGUCCCCAAAUGUCAAAUGGCAUGGACAUGAAUAAGGGGCCUUUAACUUAUAUACAUAUCAAAUUUCAGGACUGUCCAAGAUAUUGCGAGGUUUGUUCUAUUCCGAUUGUGCUAAUAUACAUAUAUAUAAUAUGUGACAACUUAAAAACACAAAUCAAAAUAUUUGUUAAAAAUAAUUUGAUUUGUUGCCAAAAUUUGGGAUAAGUGAUUGUGUACAGUGUUCGGCUAUUAUAGAAAUUGUACUGUAUGGCUUUUUUUUCCUUUUGUUUAACAAUUUUAUUAUAAUUAUAUCAGACUUAUUAUACAGAUUUCUUAUAUCAGAUCUAUUUUAAACAUGAAGAAAAACAUAUUGUAUACUUAGAUUUCAACUGGUAUUCUAAGUUGUUAUUAUAAAUUCUCAUUGUGUGUAUUUUGAACUUAUACAUUAUAAAAAUUAUAGUAUAAUCUUAUGCAUGUGGUAAAUAUAUUGAGCCAAGGCGCAUGGCACAAGUAAA